Molecule: messenger RNA, 410 nt
Organism: Rotaria sp. Silwood2
Lineage: Eukaryota; Metazoa; Rotifera; Eurotatoria; Philodinida; Philodinidae
Source: the annotation of a GenBank genome assembly
AUGAAUAAAAUAAAUAUUUCAAUUGGUACUGAACUUUAUCAUGAUCUUGAACGAAUAUGUCGUCAUCGUUUACCAUCACAAAUACUUUCAAAUUUAUUUGUUUCGAGUUUAUUAAAAUCUGAUAGUAUUGAAUGUUUUCAAAUCGUUCGUUCAAUGUUAUUACGUAAUCAUAUUCCAUUAAUUAUUCAAGCAGCAAUAGAUUAUAUUGAUUCAGCAAAAAAUGGACAAGAUAAAUCUAUUAUUCUUGCUAAACAUUGUUUGGAUUUAAUUGAUGAUCAAUAUUUAGUAGUUAAUGAACGAAAUUUAAUUGAAUCACAAAAUAUUUGUGAUUUUUUUCAUUAUUCUAUAACACCUCUUGAAAGUAAAUAUAAAUAUAAAUAUAAUUAUCCAUAUUUAUAUGAAUUUUCUUU